AUGAGGCAUAUCCCGGCAUUCGUAUGGCUGGCUUGCGCUUGCGGCCUGGAGCAGCGCUUCUCAGCAGCAGCAGCAGCAGCAGGAGACUCAUCAGGCAGCACGAACACCCAAGAAGGGCUGGCCUUGGCGCAGAGAGUGUCAGCGACUCCGACGACCGAACGGGGGCCUUCAGGCCUCAGCUUGAAAGGAGAUGCGGGAGUAUCCGCAUCGAGAACACCUGGUGUUAUUACGCGUCGAAACACGGGCGCUGCAGAGGGUGAAGGUGAAGAAUCUCAUGUUGGGGAGGGGACGGGGGAGGGUAGGGGAGAGGGGGACAACAACGCGCCUGAGCUACAUGGGUCUUGGGAGGAAACGCAACAAGAUCCGGUACUUCCUGAGGAGGAGGAGGUGGAGGAGGAGGAGGAGGAGGAGGAGGGUAACGAUCCUAUUGCAGAGAUAGAGGGGAUGGACGAGCACUGGACGCAGCACGCUUCUGUGGCGCAGCCACCUGGUGCAGUGUUGGAAAACGCCCGCUCAGUGUACUCGGAGAUCUCCAGCGAUAUUCUGACGAGGUGGGGUUACAAGUACGCCAACACGCCGCUGUUCUCCGGAGGGAUGAAGUUCUCGGACGGGGGCAAGGUCGUAGAGAACAAGAUGCUGAACGCCGUUGUUGAGCAAGAGGGCUUCCUCGCGGCCUUCACAGGGGUCUCCACAACAGCCGGGCACGACUGCCUAUUCGAGCAGAGCUACCCCGUUCUGCUCAACGAGACGUUCGGCAGGCUUAUGGCCGCGACGGGUGUGAAGUUCGAGGCGAUCAACGUGGCCAUGGGGAACACGCGCGUGGCACCCUAUAGCUACUGCGUAGAAGCACACGCGGGUCUUGAAGCGGACCUCAUAUCGUGGGAUAUGACAUUGAUGGUCGCUAGCAACGAGUGCGGGAAGGCCGCCGCGGGCAUCGAACUGUUCGUCAGGAGCGCCACCGUCCUUCCCAAACGUCCGGUCGUGCUCCUGAUGGAUGCAACGCCCAACCAGGACGUAUGCACUAACGGACAUUUGCGCCAGAUCAAAAAGCUAGACGACGGCUGGCACGCGGGACCUACCGGGCACCUACUUGUCGCCGACAUGCUCUUUAUGGCGUACGCCGAGGUGUUCCUGCGUGCGCUCGAGCGGCUGAACGGGGUCAAGCCAGGCAUCACGGCCGCCGGCCUACGACAGCUAAACGCUCUCUCUGCUAAUGGCAGACUGAACCUCUGGGAGUCCCUCGGUUUGGAUGGUGGGGGUGCGACCGAUGCCCGUCCUGAUCUUCAUGGAGAAGCGACCGCCGCAGACAGCCAAAGCGGCAGCAACAACUAUCCUGCUUUCAUGGGCGGAGGGCGGGGGGACAUCCUCCCCCCUCCGUCGUGGUGCAAAGGCUAUAGGUUCUGCCAGGGGGCCGGCAGCUACAGAUCGGAGUACUUCGUGGAGCCCUCCCAAGGGCACUGGGCGGUAACGCUCAACGAGGAAGCGCAGAGCAUCAAGGACUACCUGAAGGUUUCGCCUCCGAGGGGUUUUCACCACCCGAUCGAUUACAAGUGGGUUCUCGUCGGUGAUGCGGCGGCGGGACCCAUCGAGUUCGAGUUCGAGACUCUCGGGAUCCCUCCGGCGGGGAGACAUAGGCGACGGCGAGCAAAGGUGGAAGAAGGAGAAGAAGAGGAUGCUCACACGUUUAGUAGUAGUGCCGGGCGGGAAGAACCCGCGCCGGAGAGUGCCGGCGCAAACGAAGAGUUCAGCAAUAGCGCCGGCAUUGACGCUGAAAAGACGAGGCCGACGGAGGACGCCACGGACUUCGACUCGCGGGUGACAGUCUGCAAGCCGGACUUCAUCGACCGCGUCCAGUUCAACGAAACCUCGGGGGUCAGGUUCAGCGUCGAUGGAAUCCAAGUGGAAACUACUGUGGAGCUGGUCCAAGUCGGCCUUCACGUGCAAUCCUGCGCUCUUCUAGAUGUGGCAGUGGGGGUAGGCCGUCACACUGUGAAGGUGGAGCCGCUCAAGGUAGGGGAACCCUAUGUGGCGAUCUCCCAUGUUUUGUAUCCGGCGUGACCUGAAGCCGGAGGGCAGCUUCACCCUACAGUAGGUUGACCCCAAGGACGCCUCACCAGAGAACAAGCAUGUAUAAUGAACUAUUUGCUGUCCGAUAGGAGGGCGUGGGUGGGGGGUGAGUGGUGAGACAGACUGCCCGCCCGAUCGAUCAUCUCGACGGAUUUUGCGAAGAGUUUCGAUUCACCGUCAAUUGUCGACGGAUUUUUUUGUUCACCAUCAGGGGACCAUGUGGGUCGCAUGCGCAAUGCGGGAUCUCUGGUGCCAUUCCCCCCCCCACCAUGCUCUAACAUUUUUUGUUACGCCGGGUGGUGCUCGUUGGAAUUGUUCCCAUGUGCAAGGUCGAACUGAAGUGAUUUUCGAGAUUGUAGGGUACGCUUGUCCAGGAUCCUGUUUGUUGGGGUGACGUCCUGUGAAGGCUAACAUGCAAGGUGGAUGCCAUCGGCGGCAUUGAAGUCUCGUUCCACGUGAUGGUAUACAGUAGUUUGGGUCGUUUGCGCCGUCGGCCUAGAGCAAAGCCGAGGGCUUUGCGUUUUAUUUGCACGACGGUAGUAUUAUUGUUGUCGCCACUGUCCUGUCAAUUUUCUGCGUUGUCAUGUCGACCGUCAAAGACCUUUAGUCGCCGUAACCAACAGCGACCGGAAUCGCGAAAAGCGUCCCCAAGGGCUUGGGUUGGGCGUAAGCUGGGUGUUUUUUGCCUUGUACCUUGGUGUCUUUUUCCAUCUCGUCGUUACGCGUCGUCUCUAAGCUCCAUUCAUGGCGGGGUGGGGGGCUAUAAUCAAUCGCCCCUUGCGUGCUGUAUGCCAUGCGAACCAUAGAUAGUUGUUUCGGUGUUCCUGUUUUGGGCCAUCUAUGGUGUCUUGGUUACCCUAUUCCAAAACAAGUAGCCGUCUAGGUUACCCUAAUCCUUCGGGGACGUGAGACAUGCACAUGCUGAACAGAGAGUGAGUGAGUGUGGAGUGAUUGCUGUGGCAACUUUGGUAAAACAAUA
Ectocarpus siliculosus is the source of this 3046-nucleotide messenger RNA. The record is from the annotation of a GenBank genome assembly. NCBI's taxonomy places the organism in Eukaryota, Phaeophyceae, Ectocarpales, Ectocarpaceae.